Molecule: messenger RNA, 1177 nt
Organism: Drosophila melanogaster (fruit fly)
Lineage: Eukaryota; Metazoa; Arthropoda; Insecta; Diptera; Drosophilidae
Gene: Fst
Product: frost
Exons: 1
Coding region: 28-888 (286 amino acids)
Source: RefSeq, marked reviewed
CGGUAGUAUAAUCGAAACAAUAGCGAAAUGAAGGUCCUAACUCUUAUCCUCUUCACUGCCUUGGUGGCAGUGGCUUCUGGCCGCCCCAAUGGCGGUUGGUUCGGAAAUUUUGGCAGCAACUGGGCCAGGAGGUUCGGUUGGGGCUCCGGUGACGAUGAAAUCGUGCAGGAACAGAGGUGGAAUAGCCAAAAUCAGUGGAAUCCAAAUGGCAACGGUCAGGGUCAGUGGGAUGGCGAAAAUGGUCAGGGACAAUCUCACGGAAACAAUCAAGGCCUCGGCCAAGGAAACGGACACGGAAACAACCAUCAUGGUCAUCAUGGCAACAGUCAUGGUCAUGGUAAUGGUCAAGGCCACGGUGGACAGCGCCCUCCUCCACCACCACCAACGGAUCUGCCUGAGUUGACCACCGAGGAUGAUGUGGUAUCCACCACGGAUGUUACCAGUCCCGCGGAGGAGACCACUCUGGCACCCGAGGUUCCAGAAGAAUCUACCAGUCAGGCACCAGAGGAAAUCACCACCGGCUCUGAAGAAGGCAGCGGUUCCUCGGAGGACACCACCACCCUGGCCCCUGAAGUUCCGGAGGAAUCCACCACUCAGGCACCGGAGGAAAGCACCACCGACUCUGAGGAUGGUAGCGGUUCUGAGGAUACCACUCAGGCUCCGGAAGAAACCACCACCGAGGAGCCUGAAGAAUCCACCAGCGAGGCUCCCGAAGAAUCCUCCAGCGAGGCGCCCGAAGAAUCCACCACAGAGGAGCCCGAAGAAUCGACAACCGAGGCGCCUGUAGAAUCCACAAGUGAGGCACCCGAAGAAUCGACGACCGAGGCUCCCGAAGAAUCCACAAGUGAGGCGCCGGAAGAAUCCACUAUCGAUUCUUCAGCGGUCUAGGAAGUUAGUUUCAUUGUUACCAAGGUUUCUGGUUCAUUUUCUCAAUAAUCGUUUAAAAUUUGGCGUUUCCGAGUAACAAGGUUAUUAAACAAAGCGUUAUAAAACGAAAUAUGGUGCAAAUAUUAAACUGUUAUAGCUAAAUUAUUAACAUGUUCUCCCAGAAGAGCGUAAAACCAUUUCUAGGGUUAGGAUUGAAGCCUCAUGAACCCACAUCGUGUUAUUAUGUCACGCACUCGCCAUUUAGUUUUAUAGCUCCAACAAUCUGAACAAUUAAAACAACCGAAAAAUG